This is a messenger RNA of Mucor mucedo, 886 nucleotides long. RefSeq lists its product as uncharacterized. Gene Ontology annotation, molecular function: RNA binding. Lineage: Eukaryota; Fungi; Mucoromycota; Mucoromycetes; Mucorales; Mucoraceae. The transcript has 3 exons. The record is from RefSeq and is a predicted model, not a curated record. Gene Ontology annotation, cellular component: U12-type spliceosomal complex; nucleolus. The coding region runs from base 19 to 810 and encodes 263 amino acids. Gene Ontology annotation, biological process: positive regulation of mRNA splicing, via spliceosome.
AAUACAUAAAUCGAUCUCAUGGCGCAACAAAUUGAACGUAAUCAAGAAGCGACUAUUUAUAUCGGUAAUCUUGACGAUAGGUGUACCGAAUCGCUUGUCUGGGAACUCAUGCUUCAAGCUGGACCUGUUGUUAAUGUACAUUUACCCAAGGAUAGAGUGACACAAAGUCAUCAAAGUUAUGGUUUCGUUGAAUUUUUGACAGAGGAAGAUGCAGAUUAUGCCAUAAAGAUUAUGAACCAAGUACGACUUUAUGGUAAGCCUAUAAGAGUUAACAAGGCUACGUCAGAUAAAAAGAACUUGGAUGUUGGAGCCACGUUAUUUAUCGGAAAUUUGGAUCCGGAAGUGGAUGAAAAGAUGUUAUACGAUACAUUCAGUGCAUUUGGUUUGAUUGUUCAUACACCAAAGAUCAGUAGAGAUCCCGAGACAGGAGGAGUGAAAGGAUUUGGGUUUAUCAGUUUCGAUAAUUUUGAGUCAGCCGAUGCCGCCAUUGAUGCGAUGGAAGGACAAUACUUGAUGAAUAAACAGAUCUCUGUCUCGUAUGCUUUUAAGAAGGAUGGUAAAGGGGAGAAGCAUGGAUCUGCCGCCGAAAGAUUAUUGGCAGCUGAGGCAAGGAAAAAUGUACAGAUGCCAAAUCGUUUGUUUUCUGGUGGCCCAGCUAUGGCACCAGCACUUGGUGCAGGAACACAUCACAGCGUACCCACUUAUGCAGGUGUUAGACCUCCUCCUCCUCCUCCACCCAUGGGAGGUCCUGCCGGUUACCCAAAUAUGGUAUACCCACCUCAGCAGUAUGGUGCUCCCACUUGGCAAUAAUAAAUAAAUAAAUACGUGUUUGUGACUUGUGUUUGCAGUAAAAAAAAAAAAAUGCCGGUUUGCUCUCGUUCUCUCU